Molecule: messenger RNA, 414 nt
Organism: Scedosporium apiospermum
Lineage: Eukaryota; Fungi; Ascomycota; Sordariomycetes; Microascales; Microascaceae
Exons: 4
Coding region: 1-414 (137 amino acids)
Source: RefSeq, a predicted model, not a curated record
AUGGCGGCGACAGCGAAGAAGACUGAUGUUAGGAACAUCAACGAUCUUGAGAAGGAAGGAAUCGAGUUGAAGAUCAGCCCUGAGACUCAAAAGACGGGAUGGAAAAUAAACACUUCCCCCUCGACGGUAGACGACCCGGCCGUCCUAAAGGAGCUCCUCACCACUCCUGCGGUCAAGAGGAUUGACCUUCAGUUCCCCCUCGGAAUCGAGGUGACUGCCCGUAAUCUCAAGGGCGUCACGAUCAAGGAUGCGUUAGACGCAAUUCACAAGGCCUAUAAGAAGAGGGCUGACGACGAGUUGGAUAAUCCCUACCUCGCUGGUUUCGAGUGGGACAAGGAGGAGUCGUGGACGAAACUCAUUGUGCAUCUCUCCAAGACUUCCAGUGCCCCCAUAGAAAAGAAGAAGAAGAAAUAA